Molecule: messenger RNA, 3284 nt
Organism: Synchiropus splendidus (mandarinfish)
Lineage: Eukaryota; Metazoa; Chordata; Actinopteri; Syngnathiformes; Callionymidae
Product: cannabinoid receptor type 1A
Exons: 2
Coding region: 245-1666 (473 amino acids)
Biological process (GO): G protein-coupled receptor signaling pathway
Cellular component (GO): membrane
Molecular function (GO): cannabinoid receptor activity
Source: RefSeq, a predicted model, not a curated record
GAGACGCAGGACGCACCGAACUGGAGCGCGCUCCGAACCACUUGCACUGAUAUUGCAAACCUUCAAAUCCGCUCAAGAACCCGAGGAAAGUCGUCAGGGAGAUGCUGUUUUUCCUCUGAAGCACAGGUCGCUUCUGCGCCGGCUGGAUGAUGCGCCGCUGGGUUGGAUAAAGGAGCCUUUUGCGCGCGUGGAAAAUUAUGUAAGGUUUUCGGGGCCGACAGUGAGCGCAGCUUCACCCUCCACCAUGAAGUCAGUGCUGGACGGCGUGGCAGACACCACCUUCCGGACUAUCACCUCGGGUCUGCAGUACCUGGGCUCCAACGACGCCAACUACGACGACCCCGUGGGCGACAUGAACUUCAAGGGCCACGUCUCCCUGCAGAAGCCUCUGUCGGCGUUUCGCAGCGACUCCUUCCCGGACAAGCUCCCGCCGGACGAGGAGCUCAUCCUCAAAGGCUUCCCCUUCUUCUUCCCCACCAACGCCACCGACGUGUUCGGCAACAGGACCACGCUCCGGGACGACGGCGGCGGCGGCGGCGGCGGCAACAUCCAAUGCGGGGAGAACUUCAUGGACAUGGAGUGUUUCAUGAUCCUGACUCCCAGCCAGCAGCUGGCGGUGGCUGUGAUGUCCCUGACCCUGGGGACCUUCACGGUGCUGGAGAACCUUGUGGUGCUGUGCGUCAUCCUGCAGUCCCGCACCCUCCGCUGCCGGCCGUCCUACCACUUCAUCGGGAGCCUGGCGGUGGCCGACCUGCUGGGCAGCGUCAUCUUCGUUUACAGCUUCUUGGACUUCCACGUCUUCCACAGGAAGGACAGUCCCAACGUGUUCCUCUUCAAGCUCGGCGGCGUGACGGCGUCCUUCACCGCCUCGGUGGGAAGCCUUUUCCUCACGGCCAUCGACCGCUACAUCUCCAUCCACCGGCCGCUGGCCUACAGGCGCAUCGUGACCCGGACCAAAGCGGUCAUCGCCUUCUGCAUGAUGUGGACCAUCUCCAUCGUCAUCGCCGUGCUACCUCUGCUGGGCUGGAACUGCAAGCGCCUCAACUCCGUUUGCUCGGACAUUUUCCCUCUGAUCGACGAGAACUACCUGCUGUUCUGGAUCGGAGUGACCAGCGUCCUGGUCAUCUUCAUCAUCUACGCCUACAUCUACAUCCUGUGGAAGGCGCACCACCACGCCGUGAGGAUGCUGAGCCGCACCUCCCAGAAGAGCCUGGUGGUCUACUCGGCGGACGGGACUAAGGUGCAGACCACUCGCCCGGAGCAGGCGCGCAUGGACAUCCGUCUGGCCAAGACCCUGGUUCUGAUCCUGGUGGUGCUGGUCAUCUGCUGGGGCCCGGUCCUGGCCAUCAUGGUCUACGACCUCUUCUGGAAGAUGGACGACGACAUCAAGACGGUCUUUGCGUUCUGCAGCAUGCUGUGCCUGCUCAACUCCACCGUCAACCCCAUCAUCUACGCCCUGAGGAGCAAGGACCUGCGGCACGCCUUCCUCAGCUCCUGCCACGCCUGCCGCGGCGCCGGCCAGCAGCUGGACAACAGCCUGGAGUCCGACUGCCAGAACCGGAACAUCUCCGCCAACAGGGCCGCCGAGAGCUGCGUGAAGACCACUGUGAAAAUAGCCAAAGUCACCAUGUCCGUGUCGACGGAGACGUCCGCCGAGGCCGUGUGAGGACCUGCUGCGCUCCACCCCGACAGCUGGGCCCCAAACAUCACAGUCUCGUGGUCCUGGGCCGAAGUGCAGCUAACAGUAGCGUCCACGUCACGUGCUCCUUGCGAAACAGGACCUCCUGUCUGGUUUAGGUGCUUAAAACAAGAAGUGCAUUGGAUUUUUUUUUUCGGUUUCUGCAUCUUGUUCAACACAUUUUCCAAGAUUAGUAACGCAAAAAAAAAAAAAAAAAAAAUCCGGGUCACGACAGCAAGAUUUAUUUUGAAAGGAAGCGGCUCCACGCUGAAGCUCCAGAACACAACCGAGGCACCUGCUAUCUCACCCCCCCCCUCCAUCCCGAGAGUGCGCCAAAGUGCCAAACGGUGUCGCGAGAACAGACUCUGAAAGACUGACCAUAAGUCUGCAUAUUAUAUUUUUGUACUGUAAUUCAGGUUUUGAGGACAAUGUAUCUUCAUUUAUGGGAUAAAGGGGCUACUGACGUUUUUAACUCCACCUGUUUGAGUUCACAUCUUGCACAGGAAGCACACGAUCCUCGUGCCUUGACUCUCGCAGGCUUGUGUGUGCUCGCUAAGAUUGUUGAUCUCCACGUAUGCCGUUAAACCUUUUGUACCUGAGGCGAUUCACGCCCAUGAAAACAAAAAAAAAGCGGGUCUGUCAACGGGUUCCAAAUUGAAUCGCACUACAGCUGACUUAACUCGCAAUUAAUCGCAUGUUAAACUUGAUAAACAUGACAUUUAGCACGAAUGAUUAAUCGCGACUAAAUGACAUUCAAAUCUUUAAUCUAGUUUCAUCGAACUAAAGCUGAUUUAACUCGCGAUUAAUCGCAAACAUUCGCAACAUUUAAUGGGAACUAAUGAAUAAACUGCUUUGCUAUUAAAUGACAUUCAAAUCCUCGAUUGACAGACCCCCCCAAAAAAAACCUAAAAAAUGAAAAUAAAAAAAAAGUGAGGUUGAUGUGUGACCGCUCUCCACGUGGCUGGAGAUCCUUGUUUCUCUGCGCUCUCGCUGUUUGACCUCCAACGUAGUAACGUGUCCUUGUGUAACGCUGACAACUGUACAGUCGCAGGCGUAGAACCGGCGCCGCGCAGCCACGAACACGAGCAGCGUGCGGGUCACGGCUGCCAGAAGACGCUUCAUCUUGUGUGUGUGAUACUUGUGAUAUUUGAUGGUAUAUUUCCACUCCACAUCAUCGCAGUGAGGUGUUUUAGUCCUGCGGCAGGAGACAAGGAAACCAGGCGGGCGGCGGACUUCUGAAAACUGCGCCAUGAGUGGGAUGUGUUUUGGAUGAAACCUGACGGCGACUAUCGCUCCGCAGACUCUUCCUCUUUCACGAGACAAAGUGCAGCUCUCCAGCGGGGAUCAGGUCCGACUCGCUUGUGUUCACGUCUCGGACUUGUGAGGCGAAAGAGCCUUGUCUCGAGACAGAACCCCCAGUGUGAAAGCGCCCUUGAUCCUGGCUGUUUAUCAGUGCUCUUUGCUGCCUCCUGUGAUAUUGAAGAUCCAAACGUCAUCUGUCCAGUGGCUUCUGUACUGUGGUGGCAUCAUGAGGAACUCAAAGAUCACAGUCAAGUGUUUUUAAUAUCGCUGUUUGAAAACAAAAAUAUUUCAAUAAAGUCGCAGC